This is a messenger RNA of Zingiber officinale, 2436 nucleotides long. RefSeq names its product WEB family protein At5g55860-like. The record is from RefSeq and is a predicted model, not a curated record. Bases 233 to 2152 code for a protein of 639 amino acids. Lineage: Eukaryota; Viridiplantae; Streptophyta; Magnoliopsida; Zingiberales; Zingiberaceae. The transcript is spliced from 3 exons.
CUCGCCUUUGUCCUCUUUCGCUCUUUUACCACCUGCCCCUGCCACUUUCGCUCUCUUCCCUCCAUCCCUCCGGCGACUCACGCGGAUCAUUUUCCCCGUGACGCCGCCGGACUCUGGUCUUCCUCCGACCUGGCGCAUGCGUGCUUCCUUUUGUCCCUUCUGCUAUCCCGAUCGCGUGUCGUCUCCCCGCGCCGAUUAGCUACCAGGGCUGUCAUAAGUUAAGAUAACUGGCAUGGGAACACAAGUUCAACAAGCUUGCAUUGAUGCACACAAAGCUGAGAUAGACACAAGAGCUCCUUUUCAAUCUGUCAAAGCUGCUGUCAGCCUCUUUGGUGAGGUAGCAUUCACAUCGACAGUGAGAAAGCCGAAGGCUCCACCUAUCGAGAGAGCUUUAACUAAGGAGACCCAGCUUGACUUGGCUAAAAAAGAGCUUAACAAGUACAAGGAACAACUUCACAAUGCUGAAACAACUAGGAUCCAAGCGCUUGUUGAAUUGGAGGGUGCUAAAAGAACUGUCGAGGAACUGACCAAGAAACUAAAUGAGAUAAAUGAAUCAGCUUUAAAAGCAACAGAGGAUGCAAAAAGUCAAACCAAGAAACUUGAAGAUGCGACUUCUGUUGAGAGUAUUGGCAAAAAUAGUGGCAAGGAACAGGAAUUUGACAAUGCAAGGGAGCAGUAUGCAGUUGCCAUUGCAGAGCUUGAUGCAGCAAAGCAAGAACUUAGAACGGUUAAGAGAGAAUUUGAUGCGUCCAUGGAGGUGAAGCUCAAUGCCAUUCAGCAAGAAGAUGAGGCAAAGAAGUCUUUUGAUGCCAACACUAAUAGGGUUGCUGAGCUUUCGAAAGAGAUUUCAGCUGCUCAGGAUUCACUCACGCACGUGAAGCUUGCUACUAAUCAAGCUCGACAAGAGUUAAAAAUUCGAAUGGAGAAAGAUGCCACCCCAAAAUCCUACAAACAAGCUCUGGAGGGAGCUGAAAAGAAAUUGGCAUCUUUGAAGAAAGAGUUUGAUCCCGAGGUUAAUAAGAACCUUGAGGCUAAACUGGCUGAGACUAAUGCCGAGAUUGAAGCUGUACAAAAGGAAUUAGAAGAUGCCCGGAUUUCAGCUUCCGAGUUUGUUACAACAUUGACUUCUGAGCUUGAUGGAGCUAAAGGGAUGCUUCAGAAACUUGUUGAAGAAGAGAGUUCACUAAGGAGUUUAGUGGAGUCACUAAAGCUUGAGUUGGAAGCUGUACAGGAAGAGCAUGCAGAACUCAAAGAGAAAGAUGCAGAAACUGAAUCUGUUGUUAGUAACCUUCACGUCAAACUUCAGAAUUGCAAAGCUGAACUUGAGGCAGCUGUGAUUGCAGAAUCAAAAGCUACUUUAGCAUCUGACGAUUUAGUGUCCGCUCUACAGCAGCUAUCUUCUGAAUCGCUGACUGCAUUGCAGGAAGCAGAAGAAAUUGAGAAGACUGUUGAAGAGCAAAGGGGUGAAGCGAAGGUAGCUCAAACUUUUUUGGUCGAGACAGAGGAGAAGUUACAGGUUGCCUUGAAGAGCGCUGAAGAAGCAAAAGCAGCAGAGACAAGAGCCCUUGAUCUCAUCAAAAAGCUAUCUUUGAAAACAAAUGUUGCUCAGGCAUCAGCUUCUGAGUCUGGAGCUAACGUAACAAUCUCAAAAGAAGAGUACGAGGCACUAACCAGGAAAGCAGAAGAGUCCGAGAAACUGACAGAGAUCAAAGUUGCUGCAGCAUUAGCCCAGGUGGAAGUUGUGCGUGCAAGCGAGACUGAAGCAAUUAAGAAACUUGAUGCAGCUAGGAAGGAGAUAGAGGACAUGGAGACUGCCACGGAGGAGGCACUGAAGAGGGCAGAGAUCGCUGAGGCUGCGAAGAAGGCCGUCGAAGGAGAGCUGAAGAAGUGGCACGAGAAGGAACUGAAGAGGGUCGCUGAGACUGCCUCAAUGAUACUGGCCGAAACACAGAUUUCAACAGAGACAUUGCCACCGAAAUCAAUGGUGCAGAAUGUGAAGACAUUAGAGAAGACUCAUGGAAGCCGCAAGGUCUCGAAACAAUCCUCCUCGAGAAAGUCACUCUUCCAAAACCUCAGCAGCAUAUUCCACAGGAAGAAGAGCCAAAUCGAUGGCAGCUCUCUGGACUAUCCUCCAUGCAAGAAGCACGUAUGAUCCUUGUGCGACGCAACCUCCGCUUGUAUGAUUCAGUAGUCCACUUUUUAGACGUUCCGAGAGCUGUAUAGGUGUGAAUGAUUUUCUCUUGGGUCAGUUGUGAAUUGUGGAUUCAUGUUCAGCCUCCGUUGCUACAAGCUCAACACUGUUGAAGUCUUUUUGCGGCUACGACUCUGCGCCAUUUUUAAUGUAGUGAUUGUCCAAAGGGAUGGUUGGCAGCGCGCUUGGCGAAUUUUCUUUUGAAAAGGUUUAUAAAGGGUGCAAUUUCUGAUGGACUUUGGUUU